This is a messenger RNA of Pistacia vera, 1588 nucleotides long. RefSeq names its product methionine gamma-lyase. The record is from RefSeq and is a predicted model, not a curated record. Gene Ontology annotation, molecular function: carbon-sulfur lyase activity; pyridoxal phosphate binding. Gene Ontology annotation, cellular component: cytoplasm. Gene Ontology annotation, biological process: transsulfuration. The transcript is spliced from 3 exons. The coding region runs from base 119 to 1477 and encodes 452 amino acids. NCBI's taxonomy places the organism in Eukaryota, Viridiplantae, Streptophyta, Magnoliopsida, Sapindales, Anacardiaceae.
GUAUAUAUAUAGCAUCCUUGGCCACCACCUUCUUCAACCAACUCAUUCCAAGUUCCAACCCUUCUCUCCCUCAGAAAGCAUCAAUUUCUCCUAGCUUUUUUCUUGAUUUUCUCCUUCGAUGGCCGAAACCAAAACCAAUGGCUUUGUUUUCCCUGGCAAGAAAAGAUCUGGCCGCGAUGAUUUCGACGGUGAUGAUCAUUUCAUCUCCAAGAAAUCAAUGUUGUCAUCAGGUGUCCCACCCACUUGGGAAGACCCUGCUGCUGCAUUUGCCAGUGCCCGCCACGAGUUUGGUGAACACGGUGGCGUUAACAUGUCUAUCGAAGCUUCCGCUACCUUCACGGUGAUGGAGCCGGAGACCAUGCGCCGUAUGUUCACCGGCGAGCUUGGCCCUGAUCGCGAUUUCUUCAUCUACAGCCGUCACUUUAACCCCACGGUCUUAAACCUCGGCCGUCAGAUGGCCGCCCUCGAAGGAACCGAAGCCGCCUAUUGCACUGCCAGCGGAAUGUCGGCAAUUUCGUCUGUGUUGAUGCAACUAUGCAGCAGUGGAGGACACGUGGUGGCAUCAAGGACACUCUACGGUGGAACCCACGCACUACUGACCCACUUCUUGCCAAGAGCUUGCAACAUAACGACGACGUUCGUGGACAUCAACAAACUGGAGAUGGUUCAAAAUGAAAUCGUCGAAGGGAAAACCAAUGUGUUAUAUUUCGAGUCCAUGUCGAACCCCACACUCACGGUGGCGAACAUACCGGAGCUGAGCCGUAUAGCUCACGACAAGGGAGUGACGGUGGUGGUCGACAACACAUUUGCUCCAAUGGUGCUCUCGCCGGCUCGGCUGGGAGCUGACGUGGUGGUUCACAGUAUCUCCAAGUUCAUUAGUGGCGGGGCCGACAUUAUUGCAGGGGCUGUUUGUGGACCUGCAAGCCUGGUAAAUUCUAUGAUGGACCUUCACCAAGGAGCCCUGAUGCUACUAGGCCCAACAAUGAAUGCGAAAGUUGCAUUUGAACUGUCUGAGAGAAUUCCUCAUCUAAGCCUCAGAAUGAAAGAGCAUUGCCACCGAGCAAUGACUUAUGCCACAAGAAUGAAGAAGCUGGGCCUGAAAGUUGUCUACCCAGGUCUCGAAGAACACCCACAGCACAAGCUCUUAAAGUCCAUGGCCAACAAAGAAUAUGGGUUUGGUGGGCUUCUUUGUGUAGACAUGGAAACCGAAGAAAGAGCCAACCGGUUGAUGAACUACUUGCAAAACUGUACUCAGUUUGGGUUCAUGGCGGUUAGCUUGGGCUACUAUGAGACCCUUAUGUCUUGCUCUGGUAGCAGCACUAGUAGUGAAAUGAACGCUGAAGAAAAAGCCCUGGCUGGGAUUUCACCAGGCUUGGUUAGGAUGUCAAUUGGAUUCAUUGGGACAAUCGAGCAGAAAUGGAGCCAAUUUGAAAAGGCACUUUCUAGGAUGCAGGACUUGGGUUUGUUUAAGAACUGAUCAAAUCUCUGAUAUCUAGGGUUACCUCAUGUAAAGAUGAUGAUGAAAUCUGAAGCUGGUUGUUUUCAGUUGUUUAUUUUGCUGUUAACCAAGAUCAUAUAAGUUAGUAUC